UUCAAAAAUUCGCAGUCUUCAUAAAGUCAGUGACGCUCGAAGUGCUCAAUUGUGUCGUGUUCUCUGUUCCAAAGUUUUUCCAAAGGAAGAAUAUAAAAAAAGUACAUUUUUUUGUGUAAAUUAUUUAUAAAUAAAAAAAAAAGAAACAAAUAUGAGGGAAAUCGUUCACAUUCAAGCCGGUCAAUGCGGAAACCAAAUUGGAGCUAAGUUUUGGGAAAUUAUCUCCGAUGAGCAUGGAAUUGAUGCUACAGGCGCAUAUCAUGGUGAUAGUGAUUUGCAAUUGGAGCGCAUCAAUGUCUAUUACAAUGAGGCAUCUGGUGGCAAAUAUGUUCCACGUGCCGUUCUCGUCGAUUUAGAACCCGGCACCAUGGACUCUGUGCGAUCAGGUCCAUUUGGACAAAUUUUCCGCCCCGAUAACUUUGUCUUUGGACAAUCUGGUGCCGGAAACAACUGGGCCAAGGGUCAUUACACAGAAGGUGCCGAAUUGGUCGAUUCAGUGUUAGAUGUUGUCCGCAAAGAAGCUGAAUCAUGCGAUUGUCUGCAAGGAUUCCAGCUUACACACUCAUUGGGAGGUGGUACCGGAUCCGGUAUGGGCACCCUCCUCAUCUCAAAAAUCCGCGAAGAAUACCCAGACAGAAUCAUGAACACAUACUCAGUUGUACCAUCACCAAAAGUAUCAGACACCGUUGUUGAACCCUACAAUGCCACACUCUCAGUGCAUCAGCUUGUCGAAAACACAGACGAAACCUACUGUAUUGAUAACGAAGCUCUCUACGAUAUCUGCUUUAGGACCCUCAAGCUGACAACCCCAACAUACGGUGACUUGAACCAUUUGGUGUCGCUGACAAUGUCCGGAGUAACCACCUGCCUUCGUUUCCCUGGCCAGCUGAACGCUGAUCUCCGUAAAUUGGCUGUCAACAUGGUACCUUUCCCACGUUUGCACUUCUUCAUGCCCGGUUUUGCUCCAUUAACAUCAAGAGGAUCCCAACAAUACCGAGCACUGACUGUACCUGAGUUGACCCAACAAAUGUUCGAUGCCAAGAACAUGAUGGCUGCCUGCGAUCCACGACAUGGACGUUAUUUGACUGUUGCCGCUAUCUUCCGAGGACGUAUGUCAAUGAAGGAAGUCGACGAACAAAUGCUUAAUAUCCAAAACAAGAACAGCAGCUACUUCGUCGAAUGGAUUCCAAAUAACGUCAAGACAGCCGUGUGCGAUAUUCCACCAAGAGGACUGAAGAUGUCUGCCACUUUCAUUGGUAACUCGACUGCCAUCCAGGAACUGUUCAAACGUAUCUCAGAACAAUUCACUGCUAUGUUCCGUCGUAAGGCUUUCUUGCAUUGGUACACCGGAGAGGGUAUGGAUGAGAUGGAAUUCACUGAAGCCGAAAGCAACAUGAACGAUUUGGUGUCCGAAUACCAGCAAUACCAAGAGGCCACUGCUGAUGAAGACGCUGAGUUCGAGGAAGAACAAGAAGCCGAAGUUGAUGAAAACUAAGCAAACAAAAAACAAAAUAAAA
Messenger RNA from Episyrphus balteatus (marmalade hoverfly), 1517 nucleotides. Its product is annotated as tubulin beta-1 chain. Gene Ontology annotation, biological process: microtubule cytoskeleton organization; mitotic cell cycle. The record is from RefSeq and is a predicted model, not a curated record. The transcript is spliced from 2 exons. Lineage: Eukaryota; Metazoa; Arthropoda; Insecta; Diptera; Syrphidae. Gene Ontology annotation, molecular function: GTPase activity; structural constituent of cytoskeleton; GTP binding. Gene Ontology annotation, cellular component: microtubule; cytoplasm. The coding region runs from base 152 to 1495 and encodes 447 amino acids.